AUGUCAGGAUUAAAAGAUAUUGUCAUGGAAAGAAUUAAACAGCAUCAUAAAAUAGAAAAUCUGCAGAAUGUCAGCAAAGCGAUUGAAUGGAUGAUUACAAUUCCCGCGAUAUGGAGUGACUCCGCACGUCAGUUCAUGCGAGAAGCCGCCGAAGGAGCCGGAAUACAACACGAUCGAUUAAGAUUGGUCCUAGAGCCAGAGGCUGCAUCUUUGUUUUGCCGUCAACAAAAUAUUAUCCUCACAGACUCCGGUACAAGACAACAAUUUGCAGAAGGACAGAAGUACGUCGUUGCAGACUUAGGCGGAGGAACGAUAGAUAUUUGCGUGCAUGAAAUUACUGAAAAUGGGAAUUUGAAAGAAUUAUAUAGAGCUACCGGUGAGGACGCGGGAGGAACAAAAGUCAAUGCGCAGUUCGAAUGUUUCUUGGCAUCCUUAUUCGGCAGAGAAGUUGUUGAUGAUUUACAGAAGACGUGUUACGAACGAUUCAUCACACAGAUGAUGGAUUUUGAAGAAAGAAAGAAAACGUUUAAAGGCACCGAGAGAAACGUCAAAAUUAGGCUUGAUCCUAUUUUGAUGAAACGUUUCGAGACAAAAUCUGGGAAAAAAAUACAAAAUGCAAUCCAGGAGUCAGAUUUCAGUACAAAAGUGAAGUAUGAUGAUGAUAGCGGUCGUAUGACAUUCGAAACAUCCGUGAUAGAAGCAUUUUACAAUGGUUCUGUACACAGUAUUAUAACAAAGGUACAGACGAUCAUCGAGGAAUGUGCAGAUGAUGAAUUGAAAACAAUUCUUUUGGUUGGCGGAUAUGCGGAGUCUCAAUAUUUGAGAAACAAAGUCAGAGAAGCAUUUCCGACCCUCGACCUUGUGUUAGUAGAAGAUGCAAAGUUGGCUGUGAUCAAGGGCAGCGUUAUGAUGGGACUGGAAGAGAAAAGCAUUGUACAGAGAAGGUCUAGGUUUACCUAUGGAUUUAGUGUAACAAUACCAUUCAUUGAAGGUGUUCAUCCUGAACCUACAACCAAAUUUUCAAAUGCUCUUCGUCAAACAAACUGGAACAAGCUGAAUCAAAGAAAAUAA
This is a messenger RNA of Mya arenaria, 1071 nucleotides long. Its product is annotated as heat shock 70 kDa protein 12A-like. Gene Ontology annotation, molecular function: ATP-dependent protein folding chaperone; ATP binding. The transcript has a single exon. The record is from RefSeq and is a predicted model, not a curated record. The coding region runs from base 1 to 1071 and encodes 356 amino acids. Lineage: Eukaryota; Metazoa; Mollusca; Bivalvia; Myida; Myidae.